Molecule: messenger RNA, 1104 nt
Organism: Heterostelium album PN500
Lineage: Eukaryota; Evosea; Eumycetozoa; Acytosteliales; Acytosteliaceae
Exons: 4
Coding region: 1-1104 (367 amino acids)
Molecular function (GO): O-methyltransferase activity
Source: RefSeq, a predicted model, not a curated record
AUGGAUCCAUUUAAAAUAUUAUUUAAUCUUUCUAGUGGAUAUGCUGAUACUCAAAUUCUUAUGAUAAUUUGUAAGUUGGAUAUUGCCAAUCACAUUGAUCUUGGAACUUCAAAAUCCUACGUUGAUUUGGCCAAGGAAUUAUCAGUUGACCAAGAAGUCUUACUUUAUCUCUUGAAGAAUGCAACUGGAUUGGAGAUUUUCCAUGAGUUGGAGGAGUCUGAUUGGCCACAUGGUUCAAUUUAUAGUGAAGGUGUUUUCAGACAUACUCCACUUUCGAUUGCACUUAGAGAGCAAGAGUAUCGUGAUAUUGUCAUGAUGAAAGGAAGUAUUUACAGUUUUAGAUCUUGGGAAUCAUUGUUGUCAACUUUAAAAAAUGGAAAUAGUGACAACAAAAAAACAUUGGGUUUCAAUAGUAUUUGGGAAUAUUUAAAUAAUAAUUCAGAAGAAAAUGAAAUAUUCAAUAGAUCAAUGACAACAUUCACAAGAAGACUUGGCCCAAUUAUUGUUGAGAAAUCAAAUUUUAAGAACUUUGAAACAAUCACUGAUAUUGGUGGUGGACACGGAUUUUUAUUACAAGAAGUCUUGAGACAGAAUCCUCAUUUGAAAUAUGGUAUCAAUUUUGAUAUUAAGAAUUCUGGUGAUGGAAAUACCAAUGAGGUAACAUCGACCAAUGUUGACAAGAGAUACAAAACUAUGGCUGGUAAUGCAAUCACCGAUGAACUUCCAGAGACUGAUUGUUAUAUGCUCAAGCAUGUUUUUCAUAUGUUUAAAGACGAUGUUGUCAUCAAAAUCCUCAAGAAGAUUGGUGAGAAACUUAAAUCAAAUGGAUGUAUCUUUGUCUAUGAGCUCUACGAUGAAGAACUUAAGAAUCAAAAAUCUGCAAUGUCACAUUUCUACUUACAAGUAAAAAUAUUCUUAUUCUUUAAUUAUCUAAUAUUUGAUUAUUUAUCCCUAUUAGAUGUUAUGUUGGUCACUGGUGGUGUUGAAAGAUCCAACAAGAGAUGGAGAGAGGUCGUAGAGAAAGCAGGUCUUCAAAUUAAAGAGAUCGAACACAUUCCAAAUUCAGUUGAAAUGCCAAUGUGCAAAAUUGUAAUCACAAAAUAG